AUGUGGGGCCAUCUCACGUCGUCCCUCCGCCGACUCACAGUGCGCUCAGGCGAGCCGCACACGGCGCCGGACAAGCCGCUCAUCGUCGUCUUCGGGGCCACCGGCGCGCAGGGCAGCAGCGUGGUGGCGGCGCUGCUGGCGAGCGGGCGCUACCGCAUCCGCGCCGUCACGCGCCACGCCGACUCGCCGCGCGCCGCCCACCUGAGGGACGCCAAGGUGGAGGUGGCGCAGGCCGACCAGGCGGACCGCCAGGCCGUGCGGGCGGCGCUGGACGGCGCGUAUGGCGCGUUCGUGGUGAGUGCCGUGCGGCAGCGCAGCAGCCUCACUCCCCGCCGUGGCUUGUUCCGGCAGGCCAGGACUCACAGGGUGACGGACUACUACUCGCUGGGUGCGAGGGAGGUGGAGGUGGGCAAGGGAGUGGUGGAGGAGGCGAGGGGGGCGGGCGUGCAGCACGUGGUGUGGAGCACACUGCCCCACGUGCACCGCCUCUCCAAGGGGCAGCUCAACGUGCCGCACUUCACCAACAAGGCCCAGGUGCAUGCCUCUCGCCCCCUUCUUUCCCGGCUCUGCAGCUGCCGCCCACUUGUUGCUGCCGCCCACUCGUUGCUGCCGCCCACUCGUUGCUGCCGCCCACUCGUUGCUGCUGCCUUACCGCAUGCUUCCCCUUAUCUCCAGGCCUUGCGUUUAUGCGCCUGCUGCCCCACGCCGGGUGCCACACCCCAGGUUUCCCUCGCUUUUCCAACUCUUGCGCCCACUGCUGCGCCGUCGCUGUGUGCCGUCUCUCUUGGUCAUCCCGGCCUGGCAGGUGGAGGAGGUGGUGAGGGCGAGCGGCUUCAAGCACCACACGUUCGUCAUGUGUGCCUUCUACUACCAGAACUUCGCCCACUUCCACCUCGCCAGGUGAACUUCGCCCACUUCCACCUCGCCAGGGAGGAGGGUGACGGCACGGUGGUGUUUGAGCUGCCCAUGGCGGCGGACGACAUGCUCACGGCCUUCGAUGUGGACGACACCGGUGCCGCCGUGCUCAACGCCCUUGACCAUCCCGAUGAGUGGCACGUGAGUGCUUUCUUCUCGCCCUGGCAUCAUGGCAAAAACCAAGUCAACUGCUCCUGCUUGCCCAUCUGUUGCCCCCGUGUUCCUUCUCUGCUUAGUCCUAUCUCUCUCCGUCUCUCUCUCCUUCUCCCCCACCCUCUCCCUCUCUCUCUCUGCCUCUGUCUCUCCCGCUGCCGUGCCCCGCCAUGA
Molecule: messenger RNA, 1242 nt
Organism: Closterium sp. Naga37s-1
Lineage: Eukaryota; Viridiplantae; Streptophyta; Zygnematophyceae; Desmidiales; Closteriaceae
Source: the annotation of a GenBank genome assembly